This is a messenger RNA of Opisthocomus hoazin, 621 nucleotides long. NCBI's taxonomy places the organism in Eukaryota, Metazoa, Chordata, Aves, Opisthocomiformes, Opisthocomidae. The record is from RefSeq and is a predicted model, not a curated record.
CUCGCCCAGCACCGGCGCGUCCACACGGGCGAGCGGCCGUACCGGUGCGAGGACUGCGGGAAGAGCUUCAGCCAGAGCACCCACCUGGUGCAGCACCGGCGCAGCCACACCGGCGAGAGGCCGUACGUCUGUGCCAAGUGCGGGAGGAACUUCUACCAGAACUCGGGCCUGCUCCGCCACGCCAGCUUUCACACGGGUGAGAAACCCUACAGGUGCCCCCAGUGCGGGAAGCGCUUCAGCGACAGCUCCAACCUCGUUGCCCACCGGCGGCUCCACACGGGCGAGAAGCCCUACAAGUGUGCCGACUGCAACAAGUGCUUCAGCGAGAGCUCGAAGCUGGUCAUCCACCGGCGCGUCCACACCGGUGAGAAGCCGUACCUGUGCCCUGACUGCGGAAAGAGUUUCAGCCAGCGCUCGCACCUCGUCCAGCACCGUCGCACCCACACUGGGGAGAAGCCCUACAAGUGUGCCGAGUGCGGGACCUGCUUCAGUGACAGCUCUACCCUCAUCCGUCACCGUCGUACCCACACUGGGGAGAAACCUUUCAAGUGCUCCCACUGUGGGAAGAGCUUCAGUCGCAACUCCUACUUAGUCUCCCACCAGCGGGUGCACGUGUGGUAG